CUUCAGUGUUUACUGUCUCAUUGACUGUUUGUCGUUGGGAAUGUUGACAAGAUGGAGUUCUUGCUGGGAAAUCCAUACAGUACACCGGUGGGACAGUGCAUUGAAAGGGCCACAGAUGGCUCCCUACAAAGUGAAGACUGGACUUUGAAUAUGGAGAUAUGUGAUCUAAUCAGUGAAACAGAAGAUGGGCCGAAGGAUGCCAUUAGAGCUGUAAAGAAGAGACUUAAUGGGAAUAAGAACUACAGAGAGGUGAUGCUUACACUGACGGUUCUUGAGACAUGUGUAAAGAAUUGUGGGUAUCGGUUCCACUCACUCGUGACCACCCGGGACUUCAUCGAUGGUGUUCUGGUGAAAAUAAUAUCGCCUAAAAACAAUCCACCGGCUCUAGUGCAGGACAAAGUGUUAGCUCUGAUACAGGCUUGGGCAGAUGCCUUCAGGAGUAGUCCAGAUUUGACUGGAGUAGUCCACGUCUAUGAAGAAAUGAAGAGGAAGGGAAUAGAGUUUCCUCAAUCUGACUUGGAGACCUUGUCCCCCAUCCACACACCACAACGGCUACAAACUGCUCCAGAGAUGGACCAGCCGAAAUACAAUGCCCCAGCCCAACCCAAGCCGCAGCCUCACUCUGGCUCAGUUUCUCCCUUCUCUGCCCCUGUGACCCAUACUUCUCCACAGAUGCCCAAUCUGAACAUGUCUGGACCCAUAAACCCUUCCCCUGAUCAGAUUUGCAAGCUGCGCAGUGAGCUGGACAUUGUGCGUGGGAACACUAAGGUGAUGUCUGAAAUGUUGACUGAGAUGGUACCAGGUCAAGAGGAUCCAUCCGAUCAUGAGCUUCUACAGGAGUUGAACAGGACAUGCAGGGCAAUGCAGCAGAGGAUAGUUGAGCUCAUCUCUCGUGUGUCCAAUGAGGAAGUCACAGAGGAGCUCUUGCACGUCAACGAUGACCUCAACAACAUCUUCUUACGAUAUGAGAGAUAUGAGAGGUUCCGAUCUGGCCGGACAUCUCAAGGCGUUAACAACGGGGUCCUGAACGAGGCUACAGAAGAUAACCUGAUUGACCUGGGACCGGGGUCUCCAGCCGUGGUCAGCCCCAGGAUCAUCGCUACUCCUCCGUCUAGCCUGCCUCCUUCCAUAGCUCCAAUUCGCUCUGCCUCUCCAGUAACACUCUCUUCCAGACUAGCUGGUUUGGAUGUCGGUUCAGAUAGUGUCAGUGGCACCUUGAGCUCUCUGACCAGCUGUCAGCCUCAAGAUGACUUUGCCAUGUUUGCCCAGACCAGGACUGGCACCAUUCCUGACCAGAGAAAGAGUGCGCCAUUCGAGGACACAAAGGCUUCAAGUGGAAUGGCUCCGACUUUGGAUGUCAUACAACAAAACACUGGGGCAGCUCUUGACCAGUCCUCUGUCAUGGAUGACAUUGAAGAGUGGCUCUGUACUGAUGUGAAAGGAGAUGAAGGAGAGGAGGGUGUGACAAGUGAAGAGUUUGACAAGUUUUUAGAGGAGAGGGCCAAAGCAGCAGAGAUUGUGCCCACACUGCCGACGCCCCCUAGUGAUGACCUUUCAGCUGCUGCAGGCGCUUCUGUGAGUGCAAGUAAAAAGGUGGGCAGAUCCGAGGACGUGCUCUUUGCUGUGUAGAUAAGUGUCAGUUCCUCUGGGGUUGCUCAGUACUACUCCUGUGUGUGCGGUGGAUUGGCCACCUUGCAGAUCCGUCAGCCUCUCCCUCUCUCUCUUCUGCUUCCUGCUUUUCCAGCACAAUCAACACUAGCACGGCUGCCUCUUGUUGCCUCUGAAGUGAAUUGGAACUGUUUCAUGAUACUAUCCAUAAAAAGAGACAUUUUUCAUAUUGGACAUUUUCAUACACUAGUUUUCAUUCCAUUUGAAAGUGGUGAAUAAGAUCCACCCAUAACUUCUAAAAACAUACCGUUCCAGAUGGGUUCGAGAGGUCGGUGUCUAUUUUUUUAAAUUGAUAUUUGUAGGAUAAAGCAAGGAAAUUCUUGCUGAAGUCUACGGCAAAGUUCAUGGUCAUGUCUAGCUUUGUGUUCCCUGUGGUCCUGCAUGCAACAGUGGAAUAAUCCUAUCUAUCUGUCUUUCCUGAAUUUUUUUCCCCCAAUUUUUUUUUUAAAAGGGAUUUUUAAGUUGGUAUUAUUUAUUAUAAAGUUUCUUCUUAAUACCUCUGAAAAGGUGUACAUCAACGAAAAGCUGAUGGUUGCAGUUCAUGUUCACAUUCAGGAGCAUUUUGACAAAUUUAAAGGAAUAGUUCACCCAGAAAUGAAAAUUCUCUCAUUAUUCACUUCCCCGA
Messenger RNA from Myxocyprinus asiaticus (Chinese sucker), 2293 nucleotides. Its product is annotated as TOM1-like protein 2. The record is from RefSeq and is a predicted model, not a curated record. Gene Ontology annotation, biological process: signal transduction. Gene Ontology annotation, cellular component: membrane; endosome. Gene Ontology annotation, molecular function: clathrin binding; ubiquitin binding; phosphatidylinositol binding. The transcript has 15 exons. Lineage: Eukaryota; Metazoa; Chordata; Actinopteri; Cypriniformes; Catostomidae. Bases 52 to 1629 code for a protein of 525 amino acids.